Molecule: messenger RNA, 7308 nt
Organism: Astyanax mexicanus (Mexican tetra)
Lineage: Eukaryota; Metazoa; Chordata; Actinopteri; Characiformes; Acestrorhamphidae
Gene: pparab
Product: peroxisome proliferator-activated receptor alpha b
Exons: 8
Coding region: 238-1641 (467 amino acids)
Biological process (GO): regulation of lipid metabolic process; hormone-mediated signaling pathway; negative regulation of inflammatory response
Cellular component (GO): nucleus
Molecular function (GO): zinc ion binding; nuclear receptor activity; RNA polymerase II cis-regulatory region sequence-specific DNA binding
Source: RefSeq, a predicted model, not a curated record
CUGCUGCUGGGCUGCAGUGGGAGAGUUUGACAGCGGCGCUCGGAGCUGCACCACACAAACAAGGACGCGGGGAGGGAGGCGGUGCGGCGGCGGCGUGUCCUCGUGCUGAAGCUCCGAAGCGCUGGAGCCGGAGCCCCGCAGGCCGGCCACGGUCCCUUCGACAUGCCCGCCCCGCAGCGGAGCCUGCGAGCCGGAGUCUGAUGCACAUGUUGUUCUCGGGCCCCGUCCACCAUCAUCAUGGUAGACAUAGAGAGCACAUACAGCCCCCCGUCCCCUCUGGAUGAGCCGGUGCUUGACAGCCCACUCUGCAGGGACUUCAUGGGCAGUGUGAGUGAUCUGCAGGACAUCUCGCAGUCCAUUGACGAAGAAGCUCUCAGCAGCCUGGACGUACCUGAGUACCCGUCGUCCGGCAUGUGCUCCAGCUCAGAGAGCUCCACAGUGCUUGAUGCCCUGACCCCAGCCUCAAGUCCAUCCUCAGGUGUGUGUGGGGCCACAGCAGGUCAGGAGGAGUUCACCUCAGCCUCCCUGAAUCUGGAGUGUCGUGUGUGUUCAGAUCGAGCCUCAGGAUAUCAUUAUGGGGUCCACGCCUGUGAGGGCUGCAAGGGCUUCUUCAGGAGGACCAUCCGCCUCAAGCUGGAAUAUGACAAGUGUGAACGCCACUGCAAAAUCCAAAAGAAGAACCGGAACAAGUGCCAAUACUGCCGCUUUCAGAAGUGCCUAUCUGUGGGCAUGUCCCAUAAUGCUAUCCGCUUUGGCCGAAUGCCCCAGUCAGAGAAGCUGAAGCUGAAGGCUGAGAUAUUAACAGGCGAGAAAGAGGUGGAGGAUCCUCGGCUGGCCGACCAGAAGACUUUAGCCAAGCAGAUCUACGAGGCUUACCUGAAGAACUUCAGCAUGAACAAAUCCAAAGCACGGACCAUCCUAACGGGCAAGACAAACACACCUCCUUUUGUCGUCCAUGACAUGGAAACUCUGCAGCUGGCUGAGCAGACUCUGGUGGCUAAGAUGGUUGGUACUUCAGGAGGGCUGCUCAAUAAGGAUGCAGAAGUUCGCAUCUUCCACUGCUGCCAGUGCACAUCUGUGGAGACAGUCACUGAGCUCACAGAGUUUGCCAAGUCCGUGCCAGGCUUCUGCACUCUGGACCUGAAUGACCAGGUCACGCUGCUGAAGUACGGUGUGUAUGAGGCACUGUUUGCCAUGCUGGCCUCCUGCAUGAAUAAAGACGGGUUGCUGGUUGCCUAUGGCAGCGGCUUUAUCACAAGGGAGUUCCUGAAGAGCCUGCGACGGCCGUUCAGUGAAAUGAUGGAGCCUAAGUUCCAGUUCGCCAUGAAAUUUAAUGCUCUGGAACUGGACGAUAGUGACCUGGCUCUGUUUGUGGCUGCUAUCAUCUGCUGUGGAGAUCGACCGGGUCUGGUGAACGUCCCUCACAUUGAACGAAUGCAGGAGAGGAUCGUCCAUGUGCUGUAUCUGCACCUUCAGAACAACCACCCAGACAAUGCCUUUCUCUUCCCCAAACUGCUACAGAAACUAGCGGACCUGCGGCAGCUGGUCACGGAACAUGCGCAGCUAGUGCAGGAGAUCAAGAAGACUGAGGACACUUCACUGCAUCCCCUACUGCAGGAGAUCUAUAGAGACAUGUACUAAAGGAUACUCCUGCGGCUAACCACUAAGUACUUGGCCCUCCCGAGGGACAUGCUGAGCAAGGAUCGAGUUCAGCCCUUUUCCAGAUGAUUGAGGGCUUUUUCGGGAACGCACAGGCACCGUUUGUUCCUCCAACAAAAGUAUGGACAAGCUCUCAGGGGCCUCCUGAACGUGUCCCUGAUGAAGGCACACUGUGCCCUGUCUGAAGGGUUGCUAAUAAACCGUUACAGUUAGGAGACAGUGGUGUCCAGGACAAGACACAAGUCAGCUGGCUGUACAGAAAAGAUUGUUUUUCGAGGUUUCGAAUGUUCAGGUCUUAGAGGGAUUUCGCUUUGGAAAGAGUCAGAUUUGGGACAGCAGACCACUGUGUCGCUGUGCUUUUAAGAACUUGUGGUUUAUGAUCUUUUCUAACAUGCACUUUGACCUGCAUGGACAUCAUUGUGAGCCAGAGACUAUGAAAACAGGCCUGGAAGUCGGAACUCUAUACAGCAAUAUGUCUUUUAAAUGGAAAUAAGGUUGUAUUCGGGUAACACAGAGUUUUUGUAGUCUUUGUGAUCUGUGUACAGAAAAACACACACACAACUACAUAAUCAUGAAUUGUGGUGCAUCAAGUCUAGACUGAUUACUUAAAUGCAUUCAGAGAAAGUAUCUGAUAGAUGAACUCCAGAACACCCAAGUGACUUCAGAGUAGACCUAUGGUUAGUACUAGGGCUGUAACAGUACACAAAAGAUACGGAUCAGUCCACAACGCAGUUUGGACCUCCAGGUUCAAUACAAGUACAGCACUGAAGAAGAAAACAUAAGGGCGUUUUCACACCUGUAGUUCGUUUCUCUGGUCCAAAACAGUUGAUGAGUUUGUUUACUUGGAGCUUUUUACCCACUCGGUUUGGUUUGUUUUCACACAAGCACAAACCUAAAAGCACCAGAAUGCGAACUGUCUGAUGCAGGAGCAAGGAAGUAAAUAUAGCAAGAAGGUUCUGAAAAACACUGAAAAAAAAAAAAAAAAGGCAUCCACACAGUUGUUGCAGAAAGCAGAGUUAAGUGGGCGUGAGCACUGCACAUACAACAUUCAGUGUAAAAAACAGUUUAGCAUGAAGCAGCAGCAGUGCCAGUGUUUGUUCACAGCUAUGGUAAUUAUCUGGGUAAUUAAUCAGGUUAAACAGCAUCUGAACAGCAGUUUAGCUCAAAUAUGAGGAGACUAAACGUGCACUUGAUUCAGAUCAACACUAGGGGAACUCGGCUCAUGUAGGUGAUGACAGGAGGACAUAGUAAAGUUAUGUGCAUUGGUUAAGACUAUGGUUCAGACUUUAAGGUGUGAAAUGCCCUUUUGUUUGUUACAGUUUGUUCCAUCUAGUGCGAUUAGUGUGUCGUUAAUCAUGCUGUAAAUUGUAAACGUUAGGAUGAUCCGUGUCAAAAAACUACAGUUACUAUAACAAUACCCCUAAGCCUCUACAGUUCCCACAAUACCAUAUAGUUUCAGGGUGGCACACAUACUUAUGAAACCACUGCAUUUACACAGUAUUUAAUAUUUCGGUAUUCAGUACACGGUACUGUAUACACGUGACCUCUAUACUAUGAGGGUUCAUUAUAAAUACAUGUACUGUUACACCCCUAGUAAGUACUGCAGUGGACUCUUUUAAAGAAUUGACAGGGAUAUUAUAAUGAUGUGUUUUCUAAACAGUGCUUCCAAUGUAUUCCUCACGUUUUAUAAAAUGCACCUGCUUGUUUAGCAUUUACCGUAGGUCUUGUGCCACACGCAACAGCCAAACAAAUGUGUUUGUGGAUUAUCACUUGGGAGUUGUAAAAAAAAACAGACCUGUUGGAGAAAGAGUGCUGAGUUAGGGUCAGUUAUUGCUUCUCUUUCAGUUAUGGCUGUUCUUACGUCCCGUUAGUUUGCUCAGGUCCAAACAGAAUAAGUUUGCUAGAUGUCAGUGCAUCAGUGGCAGGCGGACAUUGAUCGUGGCGUAAAUAGUGAAGUUAAAACACUCCUUUUUGUAAGCAAAACUUGCUGCAAAAAAAAAAAAAAUUAAAAACAAUGUCUUUGCUUCAGAAAUUGCAGUUUGCUGUCCCGUUUUUAGCCAAACCGGCUUCAUUCUUAAAUGAAAUAGAUUAGUGUGCCCACAGUUUAGAUACAAUAAUGCUUAUCCAAGUCUGACUAGUGAAGUGGACUUGCAUCUAUGCAAGCACAAAAUGCUUUCCCCCAAAUCGAAUAGUGACGCAUAUUCCGUCUCUACCAUUACCUUUACACAAAGCAUGUCUAAAAUGUGUCAGAUUGUGACCAUGCAGAGGCAAGAAGGCAAUUUUUACUAAUGCAUUAUGGGGCAGUUUCCCAGAAAAAAAUUAAGCCUAGUCUUGGACCACAGAGCAGUUUGAGAUUUUUAAUUAAAAGAAAAAUAUAUUCUCUGAUUAGGCUUAAUCCUUAAGAAUCCAGACACUCUGUAUAACUUGUAUGAAUCAUGGAUGCAGGAGUUUGACUGUAUAAUUUGUAUAACUUCUCUGUCUCUAUUAGGGGUGGGACAAAAUAUUGAUACUGCGAUAUAUUGUAUCUGUUUAAUUUGCAAUACGAUACUUGGCGUCGAAUAUUAAGAUAUUUAUUGAAACAUCGGCUCUCUAAAGUCCCUAACACUCUCCCCCAAUUUGACUUACUAAAGUUACUGCUUCAUUACUCCACAUGGUGGCGCUUAUCAAAUAAAUAUGGUAAAGCUGCGGUGAAGAAUACUGGUGUGAAACUGGCACCAAUAAAUCCAUGAUUCCUGUAUUUUAGGAUUAUUUCAUCCUCUUCAGUGAAUUAUCUAAAGAAUUGUCUUGCGAUAUAUAUUAAGUAUCGCAGAAUCACAGUAUCGUGAUAUCGAUAUCGUGGGCAACAUAUCACAAUAAUAUCAUAAUAAUGAUAUUAUAAUAAUUAUAAUAAUGUGGAGCAGCCAAGCAUGAUUUAGAGUAGUGUUUCUCAUCAUGGGUUCUUAAGGCCAACUGCCCUGCUCAUUUUAGUGCAUUUCUUGUUCAAACACAUCCACCUUGACUCAAUAAUAAUUAGCUAAUUAUCUAAUUAGUUGGAUCAGGUGUGUUGGAAAAAGAAAAUAGACCAGACAAGUUCUGAUAUGAACACUUUCUGUGGUAGAUAUGCUAUGGAGCAUAAACUCAACUAGCACUGAACUGUGGAGCAGUGGAACUGUGACCAUUUAAUAGUUUUUUAAACAAUGCUCUUGUGACUGAAAGCAAUCAAAUCCUUACAGCACUGUUUUGACAUCUAGUGCAUUGCCAGAAGAGCAGAAUCAAAGGGGGCAGAUGAAUUAACUUUGGAUGCCUUGAAUAAGUUGCAGGACGUGCAAUGUCAUGUGCAACUUAAAUAUUUUUUUUUGCUGUUUGAUAGGGAGGGAAAUUCAGAUUUAGAUAUCUAUCAUUCCAUAGCAUAUCUACCAAAGGCAGAUUUUACUGCUGUAUAAUAUUUAUUUUAUUCCAGUAUUGGAUACAUGGAAAACUUUGUUAAUAUCAGGACCAUUAAAUUGUGGAGAAAUAUGUCAAAAAUUCCUGCGUUUCUAGGAUCACACUAAAUAUCUCAGACAAACGAAAUAUCGCAAUGUCAUUAUUGGUCAUUUUCACUCUCUGAAUUCCCCUUUCUCGCUUCUGCUGGAUCACACCUUCACAGGGCUCUCUCUCUCUCAGACUAUGCCGUCUUUACAAAAAUUACAAAAGCUGACCUUGUCUUUGGAUGAAACACAAACACACAAACAUCCUCACGCAGUACAGCCUAGAAACCCUUAAGUGUUGCACAGAGGGUACUUAGUCAGUCAGUUUUUAGGCACCACAUGCUUUUAAAGGCAAACCCAAGAGUUUGAUUCAGUGAAAAUUGAUUAAAGAGAGAAAGAGAAACACCCAUCAGUUACGCAUAUGAAAAUAAAAACAUCAUCAGCAUGUUGCACAGAGCACAGUAGAUUUCUAAUGGCAAUAAUAGUUCUUUACUGAAGUGAAGUGUGGGUGAAAUUCUAAUAAUAGGAUUAGGAUUAGGGGGUUUUCUUCAAUGUCAGUCUGUCUCAGAAACCACGGUGCCUCUUCUUGCCUGCAUUAUUAUAACAGGUCAGGAAAAUGUGGGGAAAGUUGAAAUUCCAUACAUUUAAUGCCAUAAAUCAAUCAAAACUUAAUGCAGUAAAAUAUGCUAUUUUUGUGAAGGCGGGUUUAAGGUUUAUUAAGCUUCUGGGUGUUGAGGCCUGGUGCAGACUCCUGGAUUUAUAUGGGUUUGGGACAUUAAUUGCAGCAUUUUUUUUAAUAGACAUUUGUACAGUUGUUACUUUAAACAAUAUAUAAUUAAGGGAGUAUUCAUCUUAGGCUAGCAGGUUCAACUGUGCAUCUCUCAAAGCUCUAUCAGAAGCCCUGUAAUUAACAUUAAGUGUUAGCCACAAUUUAUUGAACUGCUUAUGCAAUUGUACCCAUAACUGCAUUUAAACAUGUUUUGUAUAGUUAAUGCAUACAAAUGAAAUGUCUGCUGACAUGCGGAGAUGCCCCAUUGCACUUUUCAUUUUAGUUUAAACGCAUUUCCAGCUGCACAUUGUGUCAAAUGUACAGUAUGUAUUCAUGUCAGUGUGUGUGAAGCCUCACAGAUUGUUCAGAACACAGCAGUUAUGGACCUUAAUCAUGUGGUGUAUACUGUAUAUAUACAGAAGCUCCUGAUAAUGCUAACUAUGUUCUUGUCUGUGUAAAAUCUGUGUUGAAAUUUGUGGGAAUUGCAUUAAGAGUCAUUCCAUGUCAAAUGCAGUGAAAAAACUUGGAUACUGGAGGGAUACAGUAGGAUACUAGUAGUUUUUCAUUUGAAACAGAUGGAAAGAAAAGACAUCAACUUUCUGAAUCAGUUUCUGAUUUUGCUAUUUAUAUGUAUAUGUAUUUGCAGAAAAUGAGAAAUGGCUUAAAUAACAAAAAAGAUGCAGAUCUUUAAGACCUCAAAUAAUGCAAAGAAAAAAGUUCACAUUCAUAAAGUUUUAAGAGUUCAGAAAUCAAUAUUUGGUGGAAUAACCCUGGUUUUUAAUCACAGUUUUCAUGCAUUUUGGCAUGUUCUUCUCCACCAGUCUUACACACUGAUUUUGGAUAACUUUAUGCCACUCCUGGUUCAACAAUUCAAGCAGUUCAGCUUGGUUUGAUGGCUUGUGAUCAUCCAUCUUCCUCUUGAUUAUAUUCCAGAGGUUUUCAAUUUGGUAAAAUCAAAGAAACUCAUCAUUUUAAGUGUUCUUGCAGAGCUGUAUAUAUUUUGUGGAGUGUCAUCAUUUACCUAUCAUUUAAUGCUUAGUAAUUUUUAAGAAAUGCCUUAGAUUUGGCCCAAACAAGGGAUGUACCAAACAUUUUGCCAACAAAAUUAUUCUAGUAAAAAAGUUUAGGCUUCUUAAUUUCAAGUUUCAUCUUGUUGCAGACUAUGUGAUGAAGACAGCACAACUAAAACCAGCUUUAAUCCAAGUCAAAAUACCUCCAAUAUUUACAGCAGCUGAUUUUUGCUACUUUGACAUGGCAUGACCCGAAAGCAUGGCUCAGUCAUUUGUAUGGUUUAUAAUUUGUGUCAUAUUGUCUAAAGUUGCAUUGAAUACACUAACUACUCACAAAUGUCUCUGAAACUGUAGGAUGAAAAGUAAAACUGCAUUAACAUUUCCACACAAACAAACAAAAAUACAGGCAGAAAAGCCAAAACAA